GCAGGAUAAUGAGUGCUGCUCAGAGUCAGUCAACACUGGAGGCCAAACUGAAGGCCUUGCAGUGCCACUUCACCUGGGACAUCGACACCAGCAGGUCCAACCUUUUCCGUCUCAGGGACAGACUGGAGGACAUCGGCACAGAUGAUGGGAACAACUGGCUGGGUCACAUUUACAACCUGCAGGGAUACAUUCACUACCAGCUGGGCUUUAUUGAAAAUUCUCGGCGUUUCUUCAGCAAAGCCACAGAAGCCUUCCGCCGGGCAAGAAAGGUUUCAGAUGAAGGUCCCUGGUUGGUGGUGAACUAUGGGAACCUGGCUUGGCUGCACCACCAGCUGGGAGAACAGGCAGAGAGUCAGACUUACCUGUCAAAGGUCGACACCCUGCUGAGAGAAAACCCAUCUCCAUCCCAGGACGAGCUCCAUCCAGAGAUCUACGCUGAAAAGGCCUGGACCCUGAUGAAGUUCGGCAAAGACAAAAAGGUGAUGGUCGCAGAUUGCUUCCAGAGAGCCAUCAGAAUGCAGCCGGACAUGGUGGAAUGGUACACUAGUCAUGUGAUGGUAUUACUGAAUGAUUUAAAGAACUGUGACAAACCACAGGAGGAAGAGAUCCUGGAGAAAAUGAGAAUGGCCAAAGAUCAGGAUCCGGAGAAUUUGUACCUUGCUGCUCUCGAACUCGAGCAGCGUGCUAUGAAAGGAGAAAGAAUUGAAGAUGAAGCACGUGAGUUAGCCAGAAAGGUUUUGAAGAAUCCUGUCAGCAGCUACAGUGGAAUGAAAACAUUAUUAAGGGUUUACAGUAAACACAUAUCUGUUGAUGAAGCUAUAGAUUUGGCAGAGGAGGCUCUGGAAAAACAUCCAGAUGAACGUUACCUGAAGAGGUGUGCUGCUCUCUGCUACAAAUGGAAGAUCCUUUUCUCCAGAGAUAGUCCCGCAAAGCAAAGCAUGAUAGACAGAGCAGUCAGUCUCCAUAAGGAAGUGAUUUCUCUUUAUCCUCAUGCGUCACUUGUAAAGAAAAUAGAUCUCGCAAAUGUAUAUGCAAAGUCAAAUCAGGGUCUUGCUAAAGCUGAGCAGAUUUACCAGGAGCUGCUAGAAAUGGAUCUAGAAGCUGCAGGAAAACAGCUGCUUUACAACGGCUACGCAAAAUAUUUAAACGCUGCUCGACAAGAUACCCACAGGUCAAUAGAAUAUCACAAGAAGGCAGUAGAGAUACAACAGCAAUCAUACUUUCGAGAGAACAGCAUCAAAGCUCUGAGGAAGAUAGAGAAACAAAUGUGUAGAGAUAUAGAGGAGUUCCUAACCAAUCUGGAAAUUGAGAGAUCUUAA
This is a messenger RNA of Scomber scombrus (Atlantic mackerel), 1319 nucleotides long. Its product is annotated as interferon-induced protein with tetratricopeptide repeats 1-like. The record is from RefSeq and is a predicted model, not a curated record. Gene Ontology annotation, molecular function: protein binding. NCBI's taxonomy places the organism in Eukaryota, Metazoa, Chordata, Actinopteri, Scombriformes, Scombridae. Gene Ontology annotation, biological process: defense response to virus. Gene Ontology annotation, cellular component: cytosol.